CCCUUGCGUCAUUGUGUCAACAUGGCGCCUGUCUGCCGGACAAAAGGCGAAUCUGUCUGACGGUGGAUUGAAACCCAAUUAGAAACAGGGGAGACAUUUUGGGAAAACUGUCAGCGUCCGUGUGCCCCGGCGCCCCAAGGCUGUAGAUAUAUGGUAAAAUAAACAUCUGUGGAGGCUCUUAGACUGGAAUAUUAAGGAUGUUCCAGCAGCGUGAGGAGCCUCGCUUCACCAUCGAGCAGAUUGACCUCCUCCAGAGGCUAAGGAGGACAGGGAUCACACAGGCGGAGGUCCUCCACGCCCUGGACACCUUGGACCACCUGGACCGGAAACAUGGACACAAGAUGACCCAUAAACCGUCCUACAUACCUCCCUCGUCUUCCAGCACCGUCGCCGCCUCUUGCUCCAUGACUUCCACCGCCACUCAGACAAGUUUCCCAGACAACCGCCUCUCACUGUCUCCUAAUAACAACUUCGACACCACCUCCCCGCCUCUACCAAUUCCAGUAGCCUCACCUGUUGCCAUGGCAGCUGUAGCUCAGAAUGGUCUGGUUGCUGUCACCAAUGGGAAGCUGUCACCGCCUCGGUUUCCUCUUGGUGUGGUUAGUGGCAGCGUGACGGCACCAGGCUACGGGUUUGAGACCAGUGAAGAGGACAUAGAUGUUGAUGACAAGGUGGAGGACUUGAUGAGGAGGGACAGUGCUGUGAUCAAAGAGGAGAUUAAGUCCUUCCUGGCGAACAGGCGGAUCUCCCAGGCUGUGGUCGCUCAGGUAACGGGGAUCAGUCAGAGUCGGAUCUCCCACUGGCUUCUACAGCAGGGAUCAGACCUCAGCGAGCAGAAGAAACGAGCCUUCUUCCGAUGGUACCAGCUGGAGAAGACCAACCCUGGUGCCACUCUGGCCAUGCGAGCCGCCCCAUUGGCUCUGGAGGAUGUGAUGGACUGGCACCAAGCCCCGCCUCCAUUUGGCUCCACCCCUGGGGGAUUCCGUCUGCGGAGAGGGAGCAGGUUCACCUGGAGGAAGGAGUGUCUGGCUGUCAUGGAGAGUUACUUCAGUGAUAACCAGUACCCUGAUGAAGCGAAGAGAGAGGAGAUCGCCACCGCCUGCAACGCUGUCAUUCAGAAACCAGGAAAGAAGCUGUCCGAUUUGGAGAGGGUAACAUCUCUGAAGGUCUACAACUGGUUUGCCAACCGCCGCAAAGACAUCAAGAGGCGCGCUAACAUUGAAGCAGCCAUCUUGGAGAGCCACGGCAUCGAGGUUCAGAGUCCAGGAGGUCAGUCCAACAGCGACGAGGUGGAUGGCAACGACUUCCCUGACCAGGCUUGUGAGGUGUCCUUAUUUGACAAGAGAGCUUCAGCGAGGCAGUUUGGUUUCAGUCGAGCUGACCUGUCCUCUCCAACCCAGGUUCCCACGCUGCUCCCCAGCUGGUUUUCCGCCCUGGGUAGAGGAGGCUUGUCUGGACAGAGAGGCACUUCUCUGAUUGGCCGCUCCCUAGUGUCAGGGGCGGGCCCUCAGGUGGAAGGUUCCAGAUUGACAGGUGUGUCCUGGUCUCCCCCUUCCCCCUCCCUCCAGGACGAACCCACCAUCCACAGUGCGCUGUCCGAACCCCAGGACCCAAUCGGUUUGGAGAAGGCGGAUGUCCAUCACAGCAACCAAGCCCUAGCCAAUCAGGUGGAUGGGACAAGAUGCAGCAUGGGGAAUGACAUCAAGACGGAAACGCUGGAGGAUGACUGAAAGGGGUGGUGGAUAUUGGAGUUGUCGGAGUGAUGAAUGGAACAGGAUCAGAGGUGUGUUAAUAUGCAAGCAGAUUUUAUAGGAAUGUAAUAAGUAAAAAAAAAAAAAAUAAUAAUAAUUUUUUUUUAAAGACCAAAAGUCGCGUAAACUCCAACCCUGAGAUACCUCCCAACCCUACCUCCAACCACCAACCUGCUCUGCUACGCUCUUAUAGGCAUUACUAGUAUACUAUAGUAAUGAUGAUGAUAAUAAUGAUAAACUUUUAUUUGUUAAAGUGCUCCCCAGCAGUCUAUAGAAGAUUUAAAAUGCCUAAAAUCAAAUCAAACAAAGUGAAAUUAAUUAUGAAUUAUUUAGUUAUGACACAGUAUAUAUAAUAUAAAAAAAAUUCGGUUUUCUCUUUAUUUCUUUGUUGACAUUUAGGUAUUUUAAAUCUUCCAUAGAGGACUGUCUAACAGGACAUGAUGCAUUGUGCAGAUAUCUUUGGAAACUGCAUUUUUCACAGCAGGACAACACUGUAUUUGACAUGGGGUUCAAAUAGUUUCAGGGUCUUGCACUGUGAUCACAACACAACUGAACAGCCUCAAAAGAUAAAUACAUGAAUUUGAAAGUUAAGUUCAUUUUAACUGAUUGCUAUUAUGUUCUGAUUUCUAUAUGUAUAUAUACUGUAUAUAUGCAUUUCAUCACAGUUGAUUUAUAUUUCAGAUUUUCGCUGUUGAUUCCUUCCAGUGAGAAGAAUAGCAGAAUAAGCGUAGUUUCAUCGAGGUCACAGCUCGUUGGUAAUAUUUCUGUGAGCCUAAGAUGAUUUGAAAAUGUAAAAAAGAGAAAGAAACAGAAUGACCAACUUCUCCAUCCCCUGCCCUGGUAAAAUGAGCUCAACAUAUGGAAGCAAAGAAAGGCCAGAAUAAUUAGUAUUUUGUGAGCAACUGAAUACCUAAUUGUGAAAUUUAAUCACAACUUAAUACUGCUGAAAUUUAACUAACCCUGAAUGGAGAGUGUUGAAAAACUUUCAUUUGAAAACCAUCUCUCUGAAUUUGUGUGGUUCCCCUCUUUGAAAUUUACAGUAGGUCAUUUCAAUUUUUCCAAUUUCAAAAACGCAACUGAAGUGGCUUUUUGUUGUUGUUGUUGUUGUUGUUGUUCAACUGUGUAGUGUUUUCAGUCGCUCAUCAGAAUGUCUUUCAUGGAUCACAUGACUGACAGACCGUUACCUGAUAGGCCAGAGGUCUGAUCGAUUCCAUCGUGGCUUCGCCACUUAUCCUUGGUAUUUCGAAUGCUCAAAUUAGAAUUUUUCAUCUUUUCAUCUGAAUUUCACCAAUUCAAAAUGAGCAACAAAAUUGUUUUUCCUUCACUUGAAUUUUUAGUUCAGAAAAUGAAUGAACUUGAGCAAUUAGAAUUUUUUGUUUUUUUUUGAAUAUUGUAUUCAAAUAUCAACAAUACGUAAUCAGUAGAGAUCUAAUUUCACAAUUAGGUAUUCAGUUUAGAUUCAAAUUCUUACGGCCUCUUUGCUUUAAUCUUAAUAACAAGUUACCCAACAGAUAAAUGUUGAAGGAAGCCGAAACUGUUGACAGGUUUGUAUAAAAACUAGAAAACGUGGGUGUCUAGGUGACCGGCUGUUAUUCAUUCAUGUCCGCUUACCCAAUGGGUGAUCAGGGAGAAUGAACGAUCACUGUGAGAUGAUCGAUAAUCAAUACAGAUCAGAUAGAUGGGAGGUAUUCAACAGUGUAAUUAAGUGUAAAGUGAAUACAUACAUAUAUCACACGUGUAUGUAUGCAUACACACACAUACGUAUAUACAGCUAUUAUAUAAACUAUGGGUUUAUGUAUGUACCCUAAUCCAUUUCUAUUUACAGUAUAUAGACAUACUAGCUUCAAAUGAGAGAAACUAUCAGUAUGAGUCUUUCUUGUUGGUGAAAGGUGAGUGAAGCAUUAGCCAAAGUGUUAAGUUUUUGUGUAUUUUCUGAGUGUAUGAUAGUCAUGGAUGGAACUAUGUAUUGGAGAUCUGCUAUCAAAGAUGCAUCAGAUGUGUCAAAUUAUUGCAAACAAAAUGCAUUUCCUUUUUAGGCAUAUCUGUGUUUGUGCUCGAUAUGCCAUGUGUUCUAAACACACACUGUCAUGUUUAAAUGGUAUCUUCAUUUUAAAUGACACUUUAUUGGAUCAAUAUCAUGGUGCUUAAAGUCCUUGCUGUUUUUAAACAUUUUAUUGAUCAGUAUGAAUGGCAGACCAGAGAGGCAGUAGGAAGAGAAAAAGAAUAUCUGGGGAACUGAUGUUUUCCUCAGGAAGCUAAUAGUUUUAACAUUUAGUGAGUGAGUUGGAUUCUCGAGAAACAACCACAGCAAGAAGUGUUCUUUAACAGAAAAAUAAAUAUUUGAUCAAACUAGUCAAAUCAAGAAAUAUUUAUCUCAGUACAGCCAUUGUAGAAGACCUUUUCUGCAUUUAUGUUAAUCUCCAUCCCCACAAGGAAUUAUUAAAAGUCAGGUUUUGCCCUUUUUUUUUUUAGCCUUUUGGACAGGCGAUACUUAACCAUAGGCUGAUAACUGGUUGGAUGAGAACAAAUAUACAUGUUAAGACGGUGUAGUCCCUCAUUCGUCCAGGAGUGUUCCAUCGUAGAAAAGGUUUCAGUCGUUCAGGAAGUGAUCCGGAAUUCUCAAUUGAGAAUGACUUCCGGAUGGGAGCCGAAACGUCUUGAUUCUGAAAACAGUGUCCAGAUGACUACGACUGAAACCUUUUCUACGAUAAAAUAUACAUGUUAUUAAGUCAUACAUUAUCAUCUUACCAAGUGCUCAUUCACUAGUUUAUCAGGAAGCAUUGUUAGCUUAUUGUUAUACAUCCCACUAUAGUAUGCACUAUAUUUAUUUCUUCCAAAAGACUUUGUUGAGCAACACGCUGUAAACACAGCACUGACAUAUCAUCACCUUUUAUAAAAUUGUUCUCUCUCUCCUUUUAGCUCUGUUUUGGUUUCCACCAGCUCCUGAGGGAAAUAUCUCGCUGCUAAAUGUUCCACUAUAGUCACGAGCUACUUGCUAACCUUGUUUGUCUGCUGUUUGGUGCUGGGCAGGUAGCUUGAUGAGUGGAGUUUGUGGGCUAGAAAACAACUAGCUAAAAGAGGCUAAACGAUGAGGGGAACUACAGAGUUGGGUGAUAAUUGUCUGUGGGUUCGCCACUAUGAGUGAUCUGUUUCACAUUACGCAUUUAUGUCCUUUGAGUAAAUGUUAAUAUUAAAAAAAAUUUGAUUAGCGCAGCUUUAAUUGAUCACGUUCUAAUUGAAAACUCCAUUUUAACAAUACUGAAAGUUAGUAUUUAAGAUGAGUAGCUGAUCAAUGAUGGGAUUUCUAAAUUGUUUUUAAGAGUAUCAGCAGACGUUGAAAGUGCAGUCAGCUUAUAUUUUCCUUUUCCUUUUUGUGACUCAUUAACAACUGAUACCAAAUACGUUCUCAGUAGUUAAAAAGUAAAUAAUCAUGUGGUUUGGCGUAUCAAUUAUUAGGUGAUCCAGCCAUCCAGAAUUAUUUCAGUAAUGUUAAAUUUUUUUGUUCAACACAUGAAAUGUGCGGUUUGGUUUUAAGUUGAAGUGCCUUAAUUUUUGCAGUGUACUAACAGGAUCAGUGCACGAAGAAGGACUUCUACAAUGGCUGUACAUACAUCACUGUAUCAGAACUAAUGCAACAAAGCUAAACACAUGAUGUUCUGUAACAGCCAACACUAAAGGGGCUUCAUUCAAACCGGUUCAUCACCAGGUGCUUUACAGACUAAGCUACCAGUUCAGAGUUAAAAACUCGGACACAAAUACCUCACUUUACCCCCCUCAGCUAUAAGCUACACCCCGCAGGUUCCUCCACAGCUGCUUCAAUGUGAAUCAAAGUUUAGACAGUCGAGAGUAAAAAUAACUGUAGAGCUGAUUUAUUCAGAGGAGACUGACAGCAAACUGUGAUGAGGCUGUAAAGAUUGUUCACUGGCUGAUCUGGGACAACAGAAAUGUCAGUGUCCUUUUUUUUUUAAAAGGGAAAUUCCUUCUCAAACUCGAGCCAAUAAAUAUUAAGUUUGAAAGCAAAGGGAAAUUCCACUCCAAAAAAAGAAUUUAUUCAUUCAUAAGCUCCAUGAAAUACUUAUAAAAUAUAAUCCCCCCCCACCCCCCAUCCUGGUGGAGUACUACCAGAACUCGUCAGUGUUGGUUUCAGACUGAAUGUCUGAGAGAAUUUAAGUUUUGUGGUGGAAUGUCUCUUUAAUUGUACGGCAGCUGAGCUGUCCUGGGUGUCUUUGCUUUAAGCGUUUAAAAAACUCUGAGGCAUCAUUAGUCAGUUAAGUAGCUUUUUGUCAUUUGAAUUAUUUACACCAAAAUAUCAAAACAAACUAUCCCACUAAGGGUUAGAAAUUGUUUGGUUUUUUUUUUGUUUUGUUUUUUAAAAAAAAAUCUGCUAAGCAGAAGCCUUUCUGAAGUGAAUCUGUGGAUUCAUUUAAGACAACAUGCUGUUUUGAGAUUAUUUCAGGGUUUUAAAUCGUUUCAGUUGCUGCCUUCAGGGUCUUCUCAUAAAGUUGUACAAAGUUCUGAAGCAGCAAAUUGAUGUGAUGUGAAAGUGGUUUGUUAGUGUCAUUUUUAGUCAUUUUAGAGCCAAAAUGUCUGAAAGUAGAAAGGAAAAAGAGAUGAGAACGCACACACACACAUCCGUAAUGAGAAACCAAAAACAAUGAACAGACAGAAACAGAAAGAGACUGCACAUCAUUGUCAGUUUCACCAUUGUGUGUUUUGUAUUGUGGCCCUGUUUUAAACAUGGAGCGGACUUCAUAUCAAGAGAUUGACAAAUGCUUCUUUUCACCUCAGUCAAGCUUGUUAAGAUGAAAUGGUUAUUUUCAAGUCAAGUAGAUAAACUACAAAACGCUCUCUGGAUUGGUCUGGGGUGAAUCUUGUCAAGUGUCUUGUGAAGGGCCACUAGGACACACUACAGUGUUUUUAAAGAAGGGCCAAAAUUCAGUAGAGAAAACACUCCGAUGUGGUCAUCAAACCAAAACAACUGAUCUCAUGACGGCAAUCUCGCAAUCUUUUAUCUUGUUUGUCGUUUACAGAUUUCAUUCCCAUUGAUUGGUCUUGGUUUCUUGACUACGUUUCAUUUUGCUUUCAGUUUUUCACCCUAAAUUGGCUCCGUACUUCUUAUUUCCAAAAAUCAGAGUGCCAGAAAGUGUGUAGUCAUAUUAUAAUCAACUUGAAAUGCAUAAUAAGUCAAAGUUAUCAUGAAAUAAGUUUUUUUUCUUCCAUAAAUACAUUUGCUCUUCCAGUUCCGUUCAUGUGCACUUUGUUUGUGACAGUACGGACGGCAGCGUAUUGUCAGUCCUCGGUUAAAAUGCAGUUUGACCAUCUGCCUUCAGUCCUCUGUUGCCUUGCUGUACUGUUGUUUUGAAAGGAUGAGCUUCCUUCGCUGGUCCUUCACAGGAAGCUGACAUUUCAGAUCAGAUCUGGUUUUACACCUGGAGUACCCGCAGAGUACAUGCACCGUUGGCAUCGACUAUAUCUUGAUCACGUUUGUCUUUCUCCUGCCGAACCCAACUGCCUCUUCCUACUGCUGUUUGGAUUGGGGACGCUUCCAUUGGCAGUUGGUUGUCAGUAUGGCAAAAUUAGGAUGCAUGUUGAUGAGGGUGUUAAUGAGGUUGAUCUGAUCUGAGGUCUGCUGUGUGAACAAAGCACAGGGGAUCUGGUGUCAGUGUGGUUUCAGUAAGUUCAUGCCUCAGGACUGAAUGCUCCGGUUGUCUGUCUUACCUUUAUUCAAUAUUGUGAAUACAUGAGAUGCAGUAUGACGUUUGAAGAGUUAUAUUCCAAACUGCUGUUUUUAUGAAGGUGAAAAAAAAAAAAAAAAAAACGACAUUCAUCAUUCAUGCAUUCAACAUAAAAUGUAGAUGUUCCAUUCUUAAUGUUCUCCUUUAAUCAGCCAAUGACUGUAAAUACUACUCAAAAAAUGAACAUCUGGUUCAAACAUUUUCAGUCAUGUAAAGUUUUUUUUUUUUUUUAACUUCUGAGUGGUUACCAUUUCGUUUCGGCAAUAAACUCUUAAAUAAUUCUCUAUAGAAUGAAAAAUGUCAAACCUCAGCAGGACGUCGUCAGAUUUUUAUCCCCUCUCGUUCUUUUCUAUUUCAAGAUUUAGUGCCUUUUUUGGACGGUAGACUGUUCUGUAACCGCUAUGUAGAAAAUCUACAUAUGCCUUUUGUUACUUUUUCAUCUGUUGGAUAAACAUUUUUUUUAUUUGUGUGUUUUUAUUGAUAUUCUAUUUACAAGGGAAUAAAAGCUGAUCAGAGUCCA
This is a messenger RNA of Siniperca chuatsi (mandarin fish), 8006 nucleotides long. RefSeq names its product homeobox-containing protein 1-like. Gene Ontology annotation, biological process: positive regulation of DNA-templated transcription. The record is from RefSeq and is a predicted model, not a curated record. Gene Ontology annotation, molecular function: double-stranded telomeric DNA binding. The transcript is spliced from 10 exons. NCBI's taxonomy places the organism in Eukaryota, Metazoa, Chordata, Actinopteri, Centrarchiformes, Sinipercidae. The coding region runs from base 198 to 1730 and encodes 510 amino acids. Gene Ontology annotation, cellular component: nucleus.